CCUAACCAACUACACCACAGACCAGAUGGAGGAAACUAGCUGACAUGCCAAGAAGAGUCUGUGUGUCUAGGGAAGCUUGGGGUUCGGUGCUGUUUACUUCAAGGGAGCCUGAACUGUUAGAGCUGAGGCAAGUGGUUUCAGGAUAUGUAUUUUGUGCUAACAACUUUCUAGAAACAUCUUGAUUAAGGAUAUCAGGCCUAGAAGGAAGUUGGGAGAUAUGUUCUGGGAGAUGCAUGAUUGAUGAUACAGGUAUCAGCAUGAAAGGGCUGUCAGGUUGAGAGCUGAAGUUCUGUCCAACAACCAAGGCAUUUUCUCCAUGAACAAGCUGCUGGUCAAGAACUAAGCUGUUUGAGACAGGGCAUGUUGGAGAACCAAGGAAAAAUCUGAAGACCUUAUAAAAGCUACACAUGAAGAACAUGUCAUUUGGUAACUUCACUUUUUGAUCACUACAGAAGAAAAGUCACACCAUAACAAUGACAACUACUUCAGUCAGCAGAUGGCCUUGCUCCUCCCAGGGAGCGUGCUUUGUAACUAACCACAGCGACCAAGUGCCACACAACUCAGCAACACCAAAUUCUACUGCCUGCCCCAUGGAUGAAAAAUUACUGUCUCGUGUGUUAACUGCAUUCUACUCUGUUAUUUUCAUUAUGGGACUGUUUGGAAACAUAAUUGCCCUCUAUGUAUUUCUGGGUAUCCAUCGUAAAAGAAAUUCCAUUCAGAUUUACCUCCUUAAUGUAGCCAUUGCAGAUCUCUUACUUAUCUUCUGCCUCCCUUUCCGAAUAAUGUAUCACAUUAACGAAAACAAGUGGACACUAGGUGUGAUUCUUUGCAAGGUUGUGGGAACACUAUUUUAUAUGAACAUGUACAUUAGCAUUAUCUUGCUUGGAUUCAUCAGUUUGGAUCGCUACAUAAAAAUUAAUCGGUCUAUACAACAACGAAAGGCAAUAACAACCAAACAAAGUAUUUAUGUUUGCUGUACAGUAUGGACAGUAGCUCUUACUGGAUUUUUAAUUAUGAUCAUUUUAACCCUUAAGAAAGGAGGUCACAAUUCCACAAUGUGUUUCCAUUAUAGAGAUAAGCUUAAUGCAAAAGGAGAAGCAAUUUUUAACUUAGUUCUUGUGGUGAUGUUCUGGCUAAUUUUCCUACUAAUAAUCCUUUCAUAUAUUAAGAUUGGCAAGAAUCUAAUGAGGAUUUCUAAAAGAAGGUCAAAAUUUCCUAAUUCUGGCAAAUAUGCCACUACAGCCCGGAAUUCCUUUAUCGUGCUUAUCAUUUUUACUAUAUGUUUUGUUCCCUAUCACGCCUUCCGAUUUGUCUAUAUUUCUUUACAGCUAAAUGUGCCAUCUUGUUAUUGGAAGGAAAUCAUUCACAAAACCAAUGAGAUUAUGCUGGUUUUCUCAUCUUUCAAUAGCUGCUUAGAUCCAGUCAUGUAUUUCCUGAUGUCUAGUAAUAUCCGAAAAAUAAUGUGCCAACUUCUUUCUAGAAGAUUUCAAGGGGAAUCAAGCAGGAGUGAAAGCACUUCAGAAUUUAAACCAGGAUACCCCCUUCAUGAUAUGUCUACUGUAGCUAAAAUUCAAACUAAUUCCUAAAGCAUUUGAGGUAAACAUAUUAAAAAGCUUCAAUUUCUUGAAGAACUAAAUAUUAUGAAACAAAAACUCAAGCAUUUACAAGGGUCGGUUCUUCUCGAAGCUCCUUUCUUAUUUGUGAUAUUGAAAGGCUUACACUGAUCACUAGAUUUUAAAUCUGUAUGUAAAUCUUAAAAAUAUACUGUUAAGCUAACACUCAAUGUAGAUUAUAAAAUUAAGUUAAAUUUAUGGCUUUAACAGAAUAAUUAAAUGAAAUGUCAGUUUCUCAAGUCACUAAAGUAGUUACUCAAAACUAAGUACCUAAUUCUAAUUUCAAGUGUGUUUCAAAUAAGUUAAAUGAUGGGAGGGCUGAUUUAAAAUGUCAGAAAAUAUAUGUUGAUUAUCACUUCAAAAGCUUGUAAAUUUGCCACUGUAUUCAUUGAUGCCUAAACCUGUAUAACAGAUGAAAUGAUAAUAAACUUAUAAUAAAAAAUGAAAUCACUGCUUAGAUAAAAUGGGAAGAAUUUAAAUAUUGUGCAGUAAAAUCAAACAGAUAAGCUAAGAAUUCCAUAGUCUAGCAACAGGACUUAAAACUAAGCCAUCUUGAACCACACUUGGACAAAGUAAAAUUGAAAAUAUGCACACCCUAUACAACUUAUAGAACCUCAAACACAUAUAGAACAACACAUAUGUAAUGAUGCUCAGUGAACAUCUGAUGUUCAUAAUGAUGUUCAUAAUAGUAAACAAUUGGAAAGAACCUAAGUGAGUAUGCAUCACCAAUGAAUGGCAAACUAACCUGUGGCUUAUUCACAAAAUAGAGUACUGCAUAGCACUUAAAUGAAAUGAAUUACACCUGCAUGCAUGAACGGAAUCCUCAAAAACAAUGCUGAAUUAAAAAACAAACUGCAAAAGAGUAUGUAAUGUAUGAAAGCAGUUAAGUAAAAUACAAAAAUACAUGAAACAGUACCAUUUUCUUUAUGGUUCUAUAUUUACACAAUAAAAAUAAAAAAACAUGCAUGGUAAUAUAUACAACAUGCACACCAACUAAAAAUAAACGGUUAUAUCUGGAGAGAUUUGAAGCAAACAUAGUAAAAUGUUAAUGUCUGUUAAAACUGUGUGGUAGUAUAUGGGUAUUUGCUAUAUUAUUUUUGGUAUAUU
Artibeus jamaicensis (Jamaican fruit-eating bat) is the source of this 2720-nucleotide messenger RNA. RefSeq names its product G protein-coupled receptor 34 (gene GPR34). Gene Ontology annotation, biological process: G protein-coupled receptor signaling pathway. Gene Ontology annotation, cellular component: membrane. The transcript has 4 exons. The coding region runs from base 474 to 1586 and encodes 370 amino acids. Gene Ontology annotation, molecular function: G protein-coupled purinergic nucleotide receptor activity. NCBI's taxonomy places the organism in Eukaryota, Metazoa, Chordata, Mammalia, Chiroptera, Phyllostomidae. The record is from RefSeq and is a predicted model, not a curated record.